Messenger RNA from Parnassius apollo (apollo), 339 nucleotides. The record is from the annotation of a GenBank genome assembly. NCBI's taxonomy places the organism in Eukaryota, Metazoa, Arthropoda, Insecta, Lepidoptera, Papilionidae.
AUGGUUUCAAAAUAUGGAGUUUUAAAAUUACUUUCUUCUAGGCAAAAGCAUACGAAAGCCGUGUCUGCAAUACCAAGCAAAACAAAACAGCGUAAUAUCAUGUCCGCAUUUGUUACGAAAGGAGUUAUGUUGAAAAAUAAUGUUGUCACAGCAACUGAAAUCAAGCUGGCGGGUUUCCUAGCUGAGCAUAAUAUUGCAUUCCAAACUGCAGAUCAUAUGUCAGAUUUAAUAAAUGGUAUAUUGGAAGAUUUUGGAGUGGAACAUAAAAUUGCUAUGAAAAGAACAAAAGCUACAGCUGUAAUCACCGAGGUAUUGGUGAAAGUGAAAAAUCGUCUCUAG